CUUUUUUUUUUUGAAAAAGAGAGAGAAAAAGACUACUCAUACAAAAACCUCAUGGAACAAAAACAUAAACACUUGGUAUAACCUGCUAGAAUUUGAAGCUUCUCCUUCCAUGGAAACCCAAUCAAAUUUUCAUACUUCACAUCCUGCUUUUCCCAUUUCAGCUCUUGUCAUCCUAACCAUUAUUUUCACAGCUUUCUUGCUGAUCAGCUCCUACAUGUUCUUGAGCAAAUUCUGCUCUAACUCCCACCAACUAAUUAAUCUCCUCAUCAGACGUACUCUAUCUGUUUUCCACCAUGAAGAUGAUCAUGAUGAUCCCUUCAUUGCUUUCUCUCCAUCAAUGUGGAAUCACGGCCUUGAAGAUUCAAUCAUUUGGGAUAUCCCAACUUUUCGAUUCACCAGAAGAAGAUAUGAUGAUCAGGAGAGGAGAAUCUAUGGCUGUGUGGUUUGCUUGAAUGAGUUUGAAGAAGAAGAUAGAUUAAGCAUUUCAGGCACAAACCCAUCACACCCAAUUCAUAUCAUUGCACCAAGUUCUUCCCCACAGGAUAAUUCACAUUCAUUUACAGGUACUGAUCUUGUGGAUAGCGACGAUGAUUUUGUAGUGAUAGAAGUCGGAGGAGAAGAUAGGCGAGGUGUUUUGUUAGAUGGAGAAAUGGAGAGGCAGAGAUCAGAAAUGAUUUCAAGGCAAGAAAUGACUCCAAAAAAGGUGGAGGAGCAGAUCAAGAUGACAAGAAAAAGCAAACAUGUUUCGAUAAUGGGAGAUGAGUUUAUUGACCUUGUAAGGGAGAAAGAUGAUGAGUUUUGUAUUCAACCCAUCAGAAGAUCUUUCUCUUUGGAUUCUGCAAUUGAUCAGCAGCUUUACUUGACUGUUCAAGCCAUGAUUCAGCAGAAUUACAGGCAUGGAAGAGAGAUUAUAAGCAGUUAGCAAAUUAGAGAGUGCUGGUGAAGUAGCGAAGUUAUUGUUUUGCGUUGGGAAUGGGGGAUGAUCAAGAAAGUUAAUUUAGUUUAUGAAAUUUUUCUUGUUUUUCAAGAAUUGUGUCUGGUUUUGGCGGUGACAAUUAAUCAAAACUGGGAGUGAUUGAGAUUGCAGAAGGUGAAAAGAGUAAAGAGGGGUUAGAAUAUUGCUUGAGCAAGAAUGUGGGAAAAAUGGAAUGAUUGUUUCUGGAUUAUGUUCAUUCACUUGUAGAGUUUCUUCCUCUUAAUGAGUGAUCAUGAUUGGUUUCAGUGC
Molecule: messenger RNA, 1225 nt
Organism: Carica papaya (papaya)
Lineage: Eukaryota; Viridiplantae; Streptophyta; Magnoliopsida; Brassicales; Caricaceae
Product: RING-H2 finger protein ATL16-like
Biological process (GO): protein ubiquitination
Molecular function (GO): transferase activity
Source: RefSeq, a predicted model, not a curated record